Messenger RNA from Tarenaya hassleriana, 3858 nucleotides. Its product is annotated as DNA mismatch repair protein MSH1, mitochondrial. The transcript is spliced from 22 exons. The record is from RefSeq and is a predicted model, not a curated record. Gene Ontology annotation, cellular component: nucleus. The coding region runs from base 231 to 3605 and encodes 1124 amino acids. NCBI's taxonomy places the organism in Eukaryota, Viridiplantae, Streptophyta, Magnoliopsida, Brassicales, Cleomaceae. Gene Ontology annotation, biological process: mismatch repair. Gene Ontology annotation, molecular function: ATP-dependent DNA damage sensor activity; mismatched DNA binding; ATP binding.
GUGGAUGUGCGGCACGAGGAGAGAGGCAGAGAGAGAGAGAGAUAAGACACACUCGCUUGUCUCUCUGUUCGUCUUCUGGCGGGAAGCUACUCUCUUGCAGAAAAAGCCCUAAGUAGGACAAUUCCCGAGCAAACCCAUACCAUAGCAUUUUCUGGCAAAAUCUCCUUUUUUUUUUGGGUUCUUUCUUCUUCUUCUUCUUCUUCCUCUUCGGGAAAUUGGAAGGAGGGAGGAUGUAUUGGUUGGCAACCAGGAACGUCGUCAUUUCGCUCCCCAAAUGGCGAUCCUUCGCCUUCCUUCUCCGUUCCCGCUCUCGUAGAUUCGCUUCCUUUAAACCCUCGCAUCCUCUACUUAAUAAAGGGUACUCUCAAAGCAUAUACUGUUUCAACGAUCAGAAGGUUCUAAAAGGAACUACGAAGGCUGCUAAGAAAGUUAAGACAUCAGGUGAUGUUCUCAGUGACAAAGAUUUCUCUCAUCUGGUUUGGUGGAAGGAGAGAUUGCAGACAUGCAGGAAACCUUCCACGCUUCAGCUUGUCAAAAGGCUUACGUACACCAAUUUACUUGGUUUGGAUACCAACUUGAAGAAUGGAAGUUUGAAAGAUGGAAACCUCAACUGGGAGAUAUUGCAAUUCAAGUCAAGGUUUCCGCGCGAAGUUUUGCUCUGCAGAGUAGGAGACUUUUAUGAGGCUAUUGGAAUCGAUGCUUGCAUACUCGUUGAAUAUGCUGGUUUGAAUCCAUUUGGUGGUCUCCGUUCAGAUAGUAUUCCAAAGGCUGGCUGCCCUGUGGUGAAUCUUCGACAAACUUUGGAUGACCUGACACGUAAUGGUUAUUCAGUGUGUAUUGUGGAGGAAGUUCAGGGACCAGCACAAGCUCGAGCACGUAAAGGCCGGUUUAUAUCUGGGCAUGCACAUCCAGGAAGUCCUUAUGUCUAUGGGCUUGUUGGUAUUGAUCAUGAUCUUGACUUUCCAGAGCCAAUGCCUGUCAUUGGUGUAUCUCGUUCAGCGAGGGGGUAUUCCAUGAUCUCCGUCUUUGAGACUAUGAAAACAUAUUCUCUGGAUGAUAGUCUAACUGAAGAAGCCUUGGUCACAAAGCUCCGCACCCUUCGAUGUCAUCAUCUUUUCUUGCAUACGUCAUUGAGGAACAAUGCAUCGGGAACAUGUCGUUGGGGAGAAUUCGGUGAGGGGGGCCUACUCUGGGGAGAAUGCAGCAGCAGGCAUUUUGAAUGGUUUGAAGGCGAUCCUCUUCCUGAGCUUUUCACCAGGGUGAAAGAACUUUAUGGUCUCGGCGAUGAAGUUCCCUUUAGGAAUGUCAAUGUACCAUCAGAAAAUAGGCCACAUCCCUUGCAUCUGGGAACGGCUACUCAAAUUGGUGCCGUACCAACUGAAGGAAUACCUUGUUUGUUGAAGGUGUUGCUUCCAUCAACGUGCACUGGUCUACCUUCUUUGUAUGUCCGGGAUCUUCUUCUCAACCCUCCUGCUUAUGAAAUUGCUUUGAAAAUCCAAGAAACAUGCAAGCUCAUGAGCAAAAUUUCAUGCUCAAUUCCGGAGUUUACUUGCGUCUCUUCUGCUAAGCUUGUGAAGCUCCUUGAACAGAGAGAGGCCAACCAUAUCGAGUUCUGUCGAAUUAAAAAUGUGCUUGAUGAAGUACUGCAUAUGUAUAGAUAUCCUGAGCUUGUGGAAAUCCUGAAAUUAUUGAUGGAGCCUACUUGGAUGGCUACUGGUUUGAAGAUUGAUUUUGAGACCUUUGUCAAUGAAUGUCAAUGGGCUUCUGAUACAAUUGAUGAAAUGAUCUCUCUCGAUGAUGACAGUCAUCAGAAUACAAGUCGAUAUGCUAAAAUUCCGAAUGAGUUUUUCUAUGAUAUGGAGUCUUCAUGGAGAGGUAGGGUUAAGAGAAUCCAUAUAGAGGAAGAAAUUGGUCAAGUGGAAGAAUCAGCCGAUGCUUUAUCUUUAGCAGUAACCGAGGAUUUUCACCCUAUAAUCUCAAGAAUCAAGGCUACAACUGCACCACUUGGUGGCCCGAAGGGAGAAAUUGCAUAUGCUAGAGAGCAUGAGUCUGUUUGGUUUAAGGGCAAACGGUUUAUUCCAUCGGUUUGGGCUGGUACUGCGGGGGAAGAACAAAUUAAACAGCUCAGACCUGCUCUAGACUCGAAAGGAAAAAAGGUCGGUGAAGAAUGGUUUACGACUCAAAAAGUGGAAGGAGCUUUAGUCAGGUAUCAUGAAGCUUGUGAAAAAGUAAAAGCUCGGGUGUUAGAAUUGUUGCGGGAUUUAUCCGCUAAACUUCAAACUAGGAUAAACGUCCUCGUGUUUGCAUCUAUGCUUCUGGUCAUUGCAAAGGCUUUAUUUGCACAUGUUAGUGAAGGAAGAAGACGAAAGUGGGUCUUUCCUAUGCUUGUGGGUUCCAAUACACAUGAGGGCGAAAACCCAUUAGACGGUCCAAGCAGGAUGAAGCUAACCGGUUUAUCGCCUUAUUGGUUUGACGUAGCUGCUGGUAGCGCUGUAAGCAAUACCGUUGAUAUGAAAUCCCUGUUUCUCCUGACUGGACCUAACGGUGGUGGCAAAUCGAGUUUACUCAGAUCAAUUUGCGCCGCUGCUUUACUCGGAAUUUGUGGUUUUAUGGUUCCUGCCGAAUCAGCCAUUAUUCCCCACUUCGAUUCUAUCAUGCUUCACAUGAAAUCCUAUGAUAGCCCAGUAGACGGGAAAAGCUCUUUCCAGGUAGAAAUGUCGGAAAUUCGAUCUAUUGUGAAUCAAGCUACUUCGAGAAGCCUUGUCCUUGUCGAUGAGAUAUGCCGAGGAACAGAGACAGCGAAGGGGACAUGUAUUGCCGGUAGUGUUAUUGAGUGUCUUGACAAGGUUGGUUGUCUGGGUAUUGUAUCGACCCAUCUGCAUGGAAUCUUCAAUUUACCUCUUACCGCCAACAAUGUCGUUUACAAAGCAAUGGGAGCCGAGAACGUUGAAGGGAAGACGAUACCGACAUGGAAAUUGACCGAUGGGAUCUGCAGAGAGAGUCUUGCAUUUGAAACCGCUAAGAGAGAAGGCAUUCCUCAGGCAGUCAUCCAAAGAGCCGAAGGGCUUUACCGCUCAGUUUACGCAAAAAACUCGAGUUCUGAAAGGGAUAUAUCUUCUGCCGUGAAUUUGGAAAGAAGUGGCGAGAUUGGCAAUCAGGGCCAGAAGGAAGUCAGUUCGGAGAGAAGCUUGGAGAGAGACUUAGCCGAAGCUGUUGUGACAAUCUGUCGGAAAAAGAUGGUUGAGUUAUGUAAGAAGAAAAACAUAGUGGAACCUGUAGCUAUGGAGUGUCUUGCCAUCGGUGUCCGAGAACUUCCACCUCCAUCCACAGUUGGUUCUUCAUGCGUGUAUGUGAUGGUGAGACCUGAUAAAAGACUUUACAUUGGACAGACGGAUGAUCUUGAAGGAAGAGUACGGUCGCACAGAGCAAAGGAAGGAUUACAGAGCUCGAGCUUCUUGUACAUGGCGGUUCCAGGGAAGAGCAUUGCCUGUCAGCUCGAAACGCUUCUCAUAAACAAACUCCAUGAUCGGGGCUUCCCUCUUUCUAACUUAGCCGAUGGAAAACACCGCAAUUUCGGCACUUCGGACAUCCUCGCUGUCUCUUGACUCUUCUUUCUCAUUGUUGUUCCUGUUGAUUCAUCCGCUGUCUUUUCUCUUCCUCUGUGCAAAGUGUACUAGUCAGUUAGUUUUGGUAGGAUGCGCGUCGCUUGUUUGUCGUUUUCGGAUUCUGCAAACGGCACGCAGUUUUGCCAUUGGAUGCUGCAAAUUUUGCCUCUUUUUUUUUGCAGUCUCCGGUGUAAUGUUGCUCCACUUUGCUAAUUGGUCUAAUCCCUGCGAUUAAGGAAGUUAAUCUUUUCCA